UUAGAAGCCGUGCGCAUUAACUUCCCAUUCCGCACCAUUGGAUCAACAUGCUGUUUGUGUUUAACUUACACACCCCUCCUCUCUCCCUCCAGGACUUCUACACUAAACCCCAGCAUCCAGGCUCACAACGAAACGUGCUACUACCUAGGAACUGCCACUGAAAUCGCUCUCCUCCACGCCAGCUCCCCCAGCCUCUCCUCCACAGCUGCCUGGACGGACUGAGAGAUCAUCAGCCGGCAGCUCUCCAUCAGCACUGGCUGUGAAUUAAUCACCUUGCCUUCAAUGAAUCUUUAAGGUCCUCCACUUGGUGCAGUGAGGAGCUGCAGGGUUUUUUCCCCAUCCUCAGGCCGAGGAGGACAGCCCUUGGAUCUGUGCAGGCUUCUUAGGAAGAUCUUCUGUGGAAUUCGGUGGGACCCGUGUCCUGAAGAGACCUGAACGCCUUCCCUGAAGACACCCCAACAAGAUGUCCUCAUGUGUGAGCCAGAGGGACCCGCGGACACUGGUGUGAUUCGGGUUGUCAGGGGCGAAUCUCGGGGAAUGGAGAGUUCGAUGUGAUGAUGACAGGUGGAGAGAGUAUAUUUCAGCACCACUGGCUGGCGGACAGCGCUCAGCUCCACUAGGGACCGUCCUUACCCCACUGUCUAUUUCCUGCUCUGGAGAUGCCCAGCACAUCUCUGCCUCAAUGCAAAGUGUGGACAGCCUCAGCUACUUACCCACUGGACUAAAACCAGGACUUCAAUGAGGACGUCGCUCAUGAACUGAUCUCGAGGACACUUGGGGAAAUGCAAGAUUCAAAGCCGGCAAACUUGAAGAAACAUGCAAACUGCUCAUAAUGGGUUAUCAUUGGCAAAAUUUUAUUCCUGGACUCGGACAUUGAUCUGAAACCGUUUAUUGAUUGUAAAAUCACAGCAAACCAAUAAUCUACAAACCAAGGCAUUCAUACCUGCACACGGAAUUAUAGCCGACAAAAAGAAAUAGGACUAACAUCUGAAUAUAAAGCUGCUUACAGAGGUACAGAAAUUGACACUUAUGUUCACUCGCCAGUAAGGAAGGAAAAUUAAUCUUGAUCGAACAGAACUGAACAUCACGACAGGAUGCGUUAGAACAUAUGUAGAGAGGCUCCUGGCUCAUAAUUGAACAGAAAUUGAAUAAAGAGAUGAACAUGAAGCAAACUCGAUGAGAUUUAAGAAAUGUUGUGCAAAAGAUACAGAGCAUGCAGCAGGAAAGAGAGUUACAUUGUCAUCUUUGAAGGCUUGUAUAUUGACGCUUGGAGUUUGUAAUGACUACUGAUUCGGUCUCUAACCUGCACAAAGAAUUGGCUUCCUGCUCUACUGCUGGAUAGAAGAAUUUGCUAAUCAUCAAAAGUCUUCCGGUGGAAAAGACUUCUAAUCAGCACUCUAUGUUUCAAGCACUUUUUCAUGUACAGAUGUGGAGAAUGGUAAAGAAAAGAGUUACCUCCAUUAUAUAAUACAUUUUUUUUACCAGAAGACUAAGGUCCACCAAGCAGUCUUGCCCCCAGGGUUUCUUUCUCUAUGGCUGGUCAUCAAGGUAUAGUGAUGCCUGCCCUAUGUUUAUGGGUGUUUGUUUUCUCAGCCCUCUUUUACGCAAGCAAAGUACGGGCGGACUGCUGGUUGAUUGAAGGAGACAAGGGAUUUGUAUGGCUUGCAAUUUGCAGCCAAAACCAGCCGCCCUAUGAAUCCAUACCACAGCACAUUAACAGUACCAUUGUGGACUUGCGGCUCAAUGACAAUAAAAUUAAAAGUGUGCAUUACGCAUCACUCAGCCGCUUUGGCAACCUGACGUACCUCAACCUCACGAAGAAUGAGGUGUCCUACAUUGAAGAUGGAGCUUUUGCUGGUCAGUUUAAUUUGCAGGUCCUUCAGCUAGGUUACAACAGAUUAAGAAAUCUUACUGAGGGAAUUCUAAGAGGACUGGGUAAGUUGGAGUACCUCUACCUCCAAGCGAACCUUAUUGAAACUGUGACUCCUAAUGCCUUUUGGGAGUGCCCAAAUAUUAUGAACAUUGAUUUGUCCAUGAACCGCAUCCAGAGGCUGGACAGCAACACAUUUGUGAAUCUCAACAAGCUGACUGUAUGUGAGUUGUACAGUAACCCUUUUUAUUGCUCAUGUGAGCUUCUGGGCUUCCUGAAGUGGUUGGACGUAUUUACUAACAUGACACGCACCUUUGACCGCAUGCAGUGCGAUUCUCCGCCGGACUACGCUGGUUACUAUUUGCUGGGCCAGGGUCGAUCAAACUAUAGAAAUGCUCUUGGCAUGUUGUCCUCUCUCUGCACAGAUGGCUCAUAUACAAUGAUGCCACACCUUAUGUCUCCGAGAUAUCAAGCAACAACUGCUCCUCCUGAAAUGCCAUGUUCUGAAGAGGAUUGCUUUUCUGGAGAUGGAACUACACCCUUGAUUAAUGUAUACACCCCACCUGCCAACUCCAAGGUCAGCCUCAGCGUCAACUUAAAUACAGAAACGCACACAGACGCAACUCUUGUGGCAGAAAUACCUUACCCAUUUAGCAAGAUGUACAUCUUGGUCCAGUACAACAACAGUUUCUUUACUGACAUUCGGAACCUGAAGACAGAGAAAGAGUUUAUUAAACUGGAUGGUUUGAAAGCCAAUACAAACUACACUUAUUGCGUGGCCUCCAUUCGUAACUCUCUCAGGUUCAACCACACCUGUAUAGCCUUUUACACACGCAGCCAUACCAAAACAGAACCUGUGCCUACUCCAUCCACUGCCACUCACUACAUCAUGACUAUACUUGGCUGUUUGUUUGGUAUGGUUAUCAUUCUGGGUAUUGUUUAUUACUGCCUGCGCAAAAGAAGACAGAAGGAAAAAAAGCACAAAAAGGCAGGAAGUAAUAUGAAAAAAACUAUUAUUGAACUCAAAUAUGGGCCUGAGAUGGAGACGCCCAGCAUCACUCAGCUGUCUCAAGGGCAGAUGAUGAGUGCCGAGACAAUAUCUCGCAUUCCUUACUUGCCUUCAGUGGGAGAAGUAGAGCAGUACAAAUUAAUAGAGACAAGUGAAACGCCGAAAACCACCAAGGGAAACUACAUGGAGGUGCGGACAGGUGAACAGUCUGAGCGAAGGGAUUGCGAACUCUCCAUGCCUCCGGACUCUCAGAGUUCUGUGGCUGAGAUUUCCACCAUUGCUAAAGAGGUGGACAAAGUUAAUCAGAUAAUUAAUAAUUGCAUAGAUGCACUGAAAUCGGAGUCCACCUCUUUCCAAGGGGUGAAGUCAGGAGCUGUAUCUACAGCGGAACCCCAGUUAGUACUGAUUUCAGAACAGAUUCCAAGCAAGCAUGGAUUUCUUUCACCAGUUUAUAAGGAAAGCUACUCCCACCCUUUGCAGAGGCAUCACAGCAUGGAGGGCCCUCAGAAACGCUCCAGCACUUCUUCCAGUGGCUCUAUCCGCAGUCCCCGAUCAUUUCGCUCUGAGGGGUCAGCACACAAGUCUGAAGCAAAGUACAUUGAGAAGACAUCCCCUACGGCUGACACCAUCCUCACUGUGACUCCAGCUGCUGCUAUCUUGAGAGCAGAAGCAGAAAAGAUCCGUCAGUACACAGAACACCGACAUUCCUACCCUGGCUCACACCAGGGUGAGCAGCAGCAACAGCAGCAGCAACAACAGCAACCUCCGCAACACGACAACAUGGGAGGGCGCAAGACUUCAAUACUGGAACCUUUAACCCGUUCUCGGCCAAGGGAACUAGCCUACUCCCAACUUUCGCCUCACUAUCACAACCUGAGCUACACUUCCAGCCCAGAAUACACGUGCAAACCCUCCCACAGCAUCUGGGAGCGUUUCAAACUGCAUCGCAAGCGCCACAAAGAGGAAGAAUACAUGGCUGCGGGCCAUGCCCUGCGCAAAAAGGUCCAGUUUGCCAAAGAUGAGGAUCUCCAUGACAUCCUAGACUACUGGAAGGGUGUCUCUGCCCAGCACAAGUCCUGAGUUCUCACCUCAACUUUUUGCCUCCAGCUACUCGUGACUUAACUUUCUUUCAUAACCCUUAACCCUGUGUCAGCCAGAGAGACCAGCAGAGCAUUGUGGGUAUGCAACACUCUGCAGGUCUCUUUAGCAGAAAAGAGGUUAACAGGACCAAAAUCAAACUAGCAGCAGCUAAUUUUUACUCAAAACUGUCUACAAGAAUGAACAUUUAAAAAAAUAUAUAAGAUAAUUAUAUAUCAUAUAGAAAAAUAAAAUUGCUUAAAAAAAUCUCACAUUUGUGAGUAUAUGCACCAAAUCAGAAAACGAAAAAAACAAAAAACGUACUACUAAAAAAAUAUAAUUAUACGCUUAAACUGUGAAGAGGAGUUAAUUUUUUUAACAAAAGAAGAGAAAAAAAAUGAAAGAUAAAAACAAAUAAAGAAUUGAGACAAAAGAGCGUGAGAAUUUGGGAGUGGUCUGAACUUUGCAUUAUCGCAUGUUUUUUUUCAUAAUCUGACUAGUGUGGUUUGACUUGUGUGAUCUUUCGUUACUUCCCUCCAUCACCGCAGGACGACAAAAAAAAAAAAACACAAAAAAGACUGGAAUAGACAGUAAUCUGUUUUGUUCUGUUUAUUUGUAUUUCAACUGAGUCUUCCAAUGCAGACUUUGCCUAUAGGGAGGCUUCCAUAAAUCUCGUUCAGCUGCAUUCAAAACUGUGAUCACUAUUACACUGUACAGAUACAAAUUUCUAUAUUUGCAAUGUUUGCUGUAAAGAGAGACAGAAAACAAACGAGAGAAAUACAAAUAUAUAUACUUAUAUUUUAACUUUUUGUAAGCCUGUGAUACUUUCAAGGCGAAGUGUUGAAAGUCUUGCCGGCUUACGGUGGGUCAAAAUAUAUAUUAUACACCUUGUUUGUAUGAGGUUUUAAUCAUGAGUUUUAGAAUUAAACACAAAAAAAAAGUUGUUUUUUUAUUAUUUCACUUUAUUUUGUUUAAAAAAAAAAAAACAAGAAAGAAUUGCUCUUUGUUUUCUGGGCUGGUUUUAGUUAUUUCUUCGUGGGAUGAUUGUCUUGAAGAUCUGAAUGAGGUCAACUGAGAAAUCGGAAAAAAAACACAAAAAAUUGUGGAAUC
Messenger RNA from Pelobates fuscus (common spadefoot toad), 5066 nucleotides. RefSeq names its product extracellular leucine rich repeat and fibronectin type III domain containing 1 (gene ELFN1). The record is from RefSeq and is a predicted model, not a curated record. Lineage: Eukaryota; Metazoa; Chordata; Amphibia; Anura; Pelobatidae. The transcript is spliced from 6 exons. Gene Ontology annotation, cellular component: plasma membrane. Gene Ontology annotation, molecular function: protein binding. Bases 1533 to 3959 code for a protein of 808 amino acids.